Cyprinodon tularosa is the source of this 2353-nucleotide messenger RNA. It is a transcript of the gene hspb8, whose product is annotated as heat shock protein b8. Gene Ontology annotation, cellular component: cytoplasm; nucleus; protein folding chaperone complex. NCBI's taxonomy places the organism in Eukaryota, Metazoa, Chordata, Actinopteri, Cyprinodontiformes, Cyprinodontidae. Gene Ontology annotation, molecular function: protein homodimerization activity. Gene Ontology annotation, biological process: cellular response to unfolded protein. The coding region runs from base 252 to 917 and encodes 221 amino acids. The record is from RefSeq and is a predicted model, not a curated record. The transcript has 3 exons.
UUACACUUGUGUGCAGUCCAUCAGCUGGGAGGUCUCAGUAUAAAAGCCAAAGCCAGAGGAGAUAAAUAAAUCCCCUUCAAAGUUUUAGAAGCUGAAAGUCUUGUUUGGAUUUAGCGGAUCAGGAGGCCGCUGCGUAAAGGGGGCGCGCGCUUAAUGAGGCGUAAAGUUUGACAAGAGAACUAAAAUACAGUAGACUGCAACCAACCUACUUCACUAACAAAUAACUUUUUUGAGUCUGAGGUCGGCUGAAGAUGGCAGAAGGAGACUUUUACACCAUGGGGAACCGGCAGCGGUUUCCCAGAGACCCGUUUGGAGAAUCACCGUUCAGGGACCAGUCUCCGUUCCGGGAUCAGCUCUCAUCCCGGUUCAUGGAGGAUGAUUUCGGGAUGCCGCCUUUCCCCGACGAUCUCGGCAUGGACUGGCCCGGCUGGGCUCGGCCCGGCCGGCUAAGCACGCGCCUUGGUACGUCGCCCUUUGCCGGUCCUUUACGCACAGGUUUCCCAGCUCGCCACUCCACGGGAGGCCCAGCGCUGUACACCAGCAGGUACGGCGAGCCGUCCCCACGCAGCUCCCCCACGACCACGGGCGGGGAACCCUGGAAAGUAUGCGUGAACGUCCACAGCUUCAAACCAGAGGAGUUAAACGUGAAGACCAGAGACGGGUUUGUAGAAGUUUCAGGCAAACAUGAAGAAAAACAGGAGGAGGGAGGCAUUGUGACAAAAAAUUUCACAAAGAAGAUACAGAUCCCAACCGAUGUGGAUCCAUUGACGGUCUUUGCCUCCUUGUCGCCUGAAGGGGUCCUCAUCAUCGAGGCUCGGCAGACACCCCCAUACUGCCUGUUUAGCAAUGAAGACUCCCAGGGAGGUGAAACUCAGGAGCUGGAGACCCAGAAACCCCAGGAGGCUCCGGCAGUCUAAACCAACACCUUAGAUGAACACAUCCUUCAGCACAAUCAGUUACAGUUAAAAACGCAACCUGUGUACUAAACUUAUAUAAAAUCUAAGAUACAAUAGAUCUGAAAUAUAUUAGUGCAGGGAAGUCCUACUGUAUUUAUGUUAUUGCAUAUAGCAGUUUUAACACAACAAAAGCCUCCCCCUACCAGCAAGAACGAAAGGUCAUAAUAAUAUGCUCUGUUUUUAUUAUUUAAUUACAACUAAAAGUAAAAAAGAAAAUGUAUUUAAAACUCUGUUUUAGAUAAAAAGUUUUGGUUGUAUCAAUUAAUCUAUAGGAAGCAAAAUGAGAUAAUCAUAAGAAGGCAAUAAGAAGGAGAUUUUUUAUUUCUUUAUUUCUAAUAAAUACCUUCUAAUAUUUGUUUUAGUUUUUUCUUGUUUUUUUUUCUUUGUAAUAAAAAUAAUAAAUUGAAGAAAAAGAGUUGUGUGCUUCAAUUAUCUUGCGUGCACUGAUGUAUAAUUUAAAAAAUUUCUAACAGCAAAACCUCUUAAAUUUUAUUGUUUUUUCAUUAGUUUGCUUUGUGUUUUUUUUAUUUUUUUUUAUUAUUCAAUCACCAAGGGCGACCUUCCGUCAGGGUUCCACAUUUAAAAAGAAGACAAUGCUUGUGUUGUUUGUUUUCCUUAUUUAUGUAACCUGACUUAGAUUAUUCACCAAUCCUACUAUCCAAAGAAAAAGGAAAAAAAAAACAGUUUGAGUUUAAUAAAACUUAUAAAGUUAUACUUAUGAUUGCAUAAAGAAUUUUAAAUGUUUUUUUUUAUGUCUGUAAAACCAAUACAUUCAGAAAAAGAACUAACUUUAUAUUGUUGAAAUGCAUUCUGAUACAUUAAAAUAAUAAUUUCAGAUUAUUUUUUCAUCUAAAUAUUAUAAAAUGUAACAUUUAAAUACAAAAAUACGUAAUAAAACAACAUAAUAUAUUUUCUUGUGCAAUUUUAGUGUUAAUUAUAGCUUUAAUCUUUUUGGCUUUUACACCUUUUAUUCACUUUUCUUUUCUUUUUGCUAUUACUUAGCAGUGGCCUUAAUUGUACAAUCAGGUGUUAUAAAUAUAUGAUCUUACUGAUUAUACUGUGUGACAACAUUGCAAAGCACAGGUGGUGAUCAAAUGUUUCCAGGAAAUAGUUUGUGCUCUGCAGCAUCUGAAGCCAUGAAGCGAUUGGUCAAUGCAUCCUUUCUUUAUAUUUGUGCCUUGAUUUCAUUAUAUCAAUAAAUCCAAUGGCUUUAAUUAUUGUGUGCACAUUAAUAGUCUUGUACAUAUUUUUAUUAUGAGCAGUAUCAUUGAGUAUUUUCCUUUUAAAUAUAAAAACAUUUAGAGGAAGGUUGCGUGUGUACUUGAUGUUUGUCCCCUGCCAUCUUUUCGGCUGAUGUCGUUUUACUGAUUUAUGCAAUUAAAAAAAUUCAACCAAAA